AUUUCUCGCAACCCUUGCCCCUGUCUUCCCUGUUGUGACCGGGAUGUCCCUCCGCAUAAUUAUUUUUGUGCACUGGCCCGCCCUCUGAUGUCAGCCGCAGUAUUGGCACGAAAGUGUAUCAAGGCAGAACCAAACAACAAAGAAUCAAAACACCUGCCUGCAUGACCGUCCAGAUUGUAUAUCUCGUCCAAAUUGAAUAGCAAUCGUCUCUGUCCAACCUUCUCCCAAUGUCAGUGCCGUCAUGUCCGAGCCUUCUCCCCAGCUCAAGGGAUUAAAGAAGGUCCUAUCCAACCGUCGCCGUUCCUCAGACAUUCCAACCGAUGAAAACAUCAGAGAUUUGCGCACGGAUUCCAUCGACUCCUUAACGAUCGAAAAGUCCCCUACUAGGCAUAGUACCCGUUCGGUCAGUCAGGAUGGAAGCAGUAAAUCCGGCAGUAGUGGUAUGCGAAAGCUGCUGCCUGGCCACAGCAAGCGCAAGAGAAGGAAAGUCCACGAAGAGGAGGUGAAGGCUGUUACAGAAGAACUUGCGAGAGGGAGAUCCACCGGUUCGCUUGGUCUUCAGACCCCUUCGGACCCGUCGAUUCGAAGGUCUAGCAGUGGGCUAGCUGCCGAAGGCGACACAAGCCUCUUGACAGAUGACUCUGAGGUUGAAACACCUCCACUGUUUUCGAGAGAAUCGCAUUCGGGCUACCUGACCAUGUCCUCGCCACUGGUGUCUGCGACGACGACUCGCAGCGAAGAACAGCCUCCUCCUCUUCUAGACAAGAUCCCAACCCUCGUUGAGCCUGAUCAGGCUGAGCGAUCAGGAUCUCCCAAGAGCCCAAACCCAGAGAAUACCCCAACCUCUCCCACUAUCGGGCUGGUCGAUAGAGCAGACACGCUCCGUCCAGAGUCGAGGAGAAAUAGCAUCAGCAAGUUGCGGGGCAAGUCUCCUGGGAGAAGGUUCAGAGACGUGUUUGGCAAGUCAGGCAAGAGUCCCAAAGUCAGUCCUGAGCGGACCUUGACAGAGUCAUCGGCUACAUUCACUCCAUACACCAGCUCGCCGAACAUCCUGAACCAUGUUACAGAAGAGGGAGGCGAAGUCACAAAGUCUCCUGACGAAGUUAUCAAGCCCAUUCAAGAUCGUUCAAUGAACCACUCCAUGCCGAAUCUCGACACCAAUGUCAGGCCUCUAACACCUCCCACUGGGCUCAUAAGUACACCAGUGACCACCGUCACACCUCCGACUCCUACACAACUGCAAACGGAAUUCGGAGGGAUCACGGCGUCUCCGGCGUCCACUACUGGUGAAGCAGACAAGCAAGAAGCCUCGCGAAUUGUGGUAAGCCAUUCGGGAAACAUGAUCUCACACAGAAGGAUAAGAUCAACAUCCUCGAUUACUCACCAGCCGAGCAAGCUGUCCAGCUCAAUGACCGCUCCACUGACGCCCACCGACGAAAACAAAGCCUCGAACGGGAUGCGCACACCCAGCGGCAGUCUGUUCUCAUCCUGGAUGUCUGCAGCACAGAAUGCUGCAAGUACGAUUAGCAACCUUGCUGGCCAAACGCGCGCCAGAUCGGGAACGGAUGCAUCUGGGUCGUCGAUUAAGCAGAAGCCCAUCGAAGAACCUAUCCAGGAAGAAGAUGAGACCGCUGUGCCCGAAUCACCGCGAAAGCAAUUAGCAGUGGAGACAAUGGGAUCUGGAGAUUUGAACUUCGAACAUUUAGGUCUAGGUGUCAGUGAGCGAGUAGGGUCCAGUCGACAAGAUCUCGCAGAAUUGAGGAAGGACUCUGCCCUGGAACGAGACGAGGCCGUCGCUAAAGAAGAAGACCUUCUGGCCAAACGUGCCGUAUCGGCUGCAUAUGAGAAGCCUUCAGACUCGACGACACCAAUGGCCGAGAUAGCUGACCCUAUUGAUGGUUUACGCCAUCAUCAGACCUUUUCAAACCAAAUUGGCGGUGAAAGGACCCCUCCCAACGGCAGUAUCUUCGAAGGGGAGCCAGGCAAUUCGAUGAAAAGGACAAACAGCGUUCGCAGUAAACUUGCGAAACGACGUUCUCGCGGCUCAUCAACAGCGACUGGUCAGUCCGCAAUCGGUGCUAUGAUAGGGGCGAGCACUGCGGCAUUGGCCAAUCCUGCAAAAACACCUCGUCUCACAGGUUUCACUAUCGCCCCGAAGCAGCGCAACCGUAACUUCCAUCAACAAUUCAGGAGCGUCCCAGAAGAUGAUUAUCUCAUUGAAGACUACAGUUGUGCGCUGCAGAAAGAAAUCCUAGUGGCAGGCAGGAUAUACAUUUCGGAGGGUCAUAUCUGUUUCUCAAGCAACAUUUUAGGCUGGGUCACUACGCUCGUAAUAUCUUUCGAAGAGGUGGUCAGCAUAGAACGCGAGAGUACAGCGAUGGUAUUCCCCAAUGCCAUCGCCAUCCAGACACUGCACGCCCGACACACAUUUCGGAGUUUACUAUAUCGAGAACAAACAUAUGACUUACUUAUUGGCAUCUGGCGAGUCAGUCAUCCGGCAAGCUUCCAGAAGAGCAUGAACGGCAGGCAGCUAGCGGCAGAAGAAGCAAGUCGUGAAGCAGUCUCUCCACCAGUGAAUGAUGUGGAUGCGCAGGCCAGCGACGAUAGUAGCAGUAAUGACUCAGGCUCCGACGCCACGGAUGACAGUGCACCCAGUGUUGUGGAGAGCAAUCCCAGCCAGGCUGCGAGCGAGGCCGCAGACGGUAAGACCGUGUCGAGGAAACCAUCAGGCAUGAACGCAGGCGCUGUUGCUCAGAGUGCUAGUAUACUUGCGGGAACAGCUAGCGAUGUUCCACAGCCUCUCGCCACCCAGGCCGGCCUGUCAGAAGCAGGCAAGGACUUCCCUGGCCCAGCCACACAUGCGCCGACAGAUUGUACAGACAGUGCCACACAUUACGAUAAGGUCCUGAAAGACGAGAUCAUUCCGGCGCCAUUGGGUAAGAUAUACUCUCUACUGUACGGUCCGGAAUCUGGUUUGUUCGUGCGGAAAUUCCUGGUCGAUGAGUGUAAAUGCAUGGAUCUUGUUCUCGAAGACGACAGAAAGGGCCUGAAUUGUGACAUCAAAAGCAGGCAGUAUACAUACAUCAAACCUCUAGGCGGGAGUAUAGGCCCGAAGCAGACCAAAUGCAACACGACCGAGAACCUAGAUUUUUUCGACCUCGAGAAAGCAGUUACAAUCACCUGCACAACUCAAACACCCGACGUGCCAUCUGGCAAUGCUUUCAGCGUGAAAACGCGCUAUUGUCUCACCUGGGCGCCGGGAAAUGCGACCAGGCUCCAGAUGAAUUGCACGAUCGAAUGGACCGCAAAAUCGUGGCUGAAAACACCAAUCGAAAAAGGUGCCAAUGACGGCCAGCAACAAUACGGCGACGCUCUGGUUAAGGUCCUGAGGAACGCAGUAAGUGGACGGCCACGAGGCACGACAAAUGCGAGCAAAGUCUCCAAGAAGGGUAAGAAGAGGAGAGAAGGCAAAAAGUCCAAAGACGAGGUCGUCGAGGAAGAAGAAAAGAAGAAAGUCGAAGCCAACUGGGGUCUGUUUGAGCCGCUCAGGGCGCCGUUGCAGCCUGUGUUGAGUGUGCUAGGCCCAGUCCUGAAGAUGGAGGUUCUGGUUGGCGUGCUUGCUGUCAUGGUCCUCUUAUUGUGGAUACGCGGACCCAGCAGAGGAGGAAUGCAAGUGAAUUCGUACCCUUAUGCAGGUAUGACGCAAAGCUCGAAAAUGGCCGGGUACGAGGCCCUGUGGGCGAAAGAGGAAAACGAAUUUUGGGACUGGCUCGAAGCGAGGGCCAGUGUCGAUACUGCGCUCCUCCGAGAACAGGCGACCCGGCACAGACAGAGCCCUGGUGGUGUAGGCGGCGACGCGAGAGAAGCUGCCGUGAAGGAGAAGAUGAAGAAAAGGUCGAAAAACCGCGCUGUGGCCAACGAUGUGGAAGCCAAGAUCAAGGAGGAAAAGAUCAGUCAGAGGGAGAUGGAGGAUGCCAUCAGGAUUACCAGGGAGAGGUUAGAAGUUCUUGAAGAUGUCGUGGAGAAGAAAAAAAUGUCUAGAACUGCCGAAAAGCAACGGCAGGGCGUUUGAACGCGAUCGGCGGGUUGUCGAGAGAAAGAAACGGUUGAUACCAGCACCGAUUAGGUCUGUCCCUCCCUUAAACGGUCGAGGGUGAUGAAGCAAAUCCCGAGCCUGGACUGGACUGGACUGAGCUGUUUUAUUUUUAUUUGUUCUUUUGUUUUUUUACUGAAGCAUGAUGUCCCGAGCAUUUUUGAACAGCGAUGGGGGAGGGGAGCUUUGGGUACGUUUGGGCUCUGUGAGCAGCCUACCUGUUUGUUUUCUUGGAACUACAGGCACAACCCAUUGUAUUUGCAACGGCGCCCACGAACGGCGCCUGAAAGAGUCUUUUUUUCGGGUUGUUCAAUUAAUUGUUCGUUGAAAGGAUAAAUACUUCUCAAGUCUCCUU
Messenger RNA from Exophiala oligosperma, 4448 nucleotides. RefSeq lists its product as uncharacterized. The record is from RefSeq and is a predicted model, not a curated record. Bases 242 to 4072 code for a protein of 1276 amino acids. Gene Ontology annotation, cellular component: plasma membrane; mitochondrion; endoplasmic reticulum-plasma membrane contact site. Lineage: Eukaryota; Fungi; Ascomycota; Eurotiomycetes; Chaetothyriales; Herpotrichiellaceae. Gene Ontology annotation, biological process: intracellular sterol transport. Gene Ontology annotation, molecular function: sterol transfer activity; sterol binding. The transcript has a single exon.